UUCAAACUGAAUGGGGGCACCUUUUUUUAUUUAUCAAUGAUUUGACUCAAAGAAGGUUGUAAUGAAUGGGCUCGGUAGGUCGGAAAUGGAACUUCUGGCUUCUGCUUCUGCUUCUUCUUCUACUUCUACUACUUCUACUUCCCCUGACUCUCCUCCCAACACUUUAAAAUUUGGUCAAAAAAUCUACUUUGAACAUGUUGGACCUCAGCACCUAAAAUCAGCAACUGGGUUCCAUCGGUUGCCAGAAUUUGACCAAGGGAAACGCAGUUGCCGCAGGCGCCUAGCAGGCCAUAAUGAGCGUCGGAGGAAACCUCCACCUGGAUCUCUUUUGUCUAAUCGCUAUGGAAGUCUUUCUUCAUCAAUAUUUGAAAACAAUGGCAGAUCUGGAAGUUUUCUGGUCGACUUCACUGCAUAUCCAAAUCUCACUGGAGGUGCAUGGCCAAAUACUAGAUCAUCUGAUCGAGGAUGGGAUAAUCAAUCCACUGCAUCAGGGAAGCUUCUCCAAAGUCAUUGGCUGAACGGUUCUGAAAAUCCUACAUCCGACCUUGUUCUGCAAGGUUCAGUUGCAAGGGGUGCCAAUUAUUCUGGUCCUGGUAUUAUUCCUUCCGGAAAUUGCUUCUCUGGAGUCUCAGAUUCCAGUGGUGCUCUCUCUCUUCUGUCAAAUGAGUCAUGGGGCUCGAGGAACCAAUCCUCUAGCCUCGGGGUUAACGGCUUGGUUAACACUGAUGGCGGACAUACCGUUCAGCCAUCGGGUUCCCAUGCUGCUCCUGUCAAUCACUACUCAGGCUCUCUAUGGGGAUUUAAAGGAAAUGAAGCUAGUAGCAGUUCACAUGCAAUACCUCCUGAUCUCGGGCUUGGUCACAUUUCUCAACUUGCUGUCAAUCAGUACUCUGCUGAGCUUGGGAUGGCUCAGCACAGUGGAAGACAGUACAUGGAACUGGAGCACUCAAAGGGUUACGAUUCUUCUGUUCAGAAUGUGCACUGGACACUUUGAGUGUCAUCUCCUUCAUAUCUAACUAUCGUUGUUGUAGGAAGACUUUUGUUCAAUAAAUGGCAUCGUGUUUAUCAGGCUGUAUGUUGACUAAUGGCACUUUUUAUGAUGCUACCUUUGUGCAACUCUCCGAGACUUGAUCAAAAAUGACUCUGUAUGGUUAUUUAUGUAUUUUGUACGGUUUAA
Nicotiana tabacum (common tobacco) is the source of this 1177-nucleotide messenger RNA. The record is from RefSeq and is a predicted model, not a curated record. NCBI's taxonomy places the organism in Eukaryota, Viridiplantae, Streptophyta, Magnoliopsida, Solanales, Solanaceae.